UUGACGUACAGACGUUGAGGAAGUGAACACGUGGGCCAAACGAGUCCACGCUUUUCAGGAAGGCUCUCACCACUACAAGUAGCAGCUACCUUGAUCACGUCUUUGGUCGAUAACGAAAUGGCAGUCAGAGUGUCCUUUGAGAAGAACAACGAAAUAGGGUGCUUUGCAAAGCUCACCAACACUUAUUGCUUGGUCGCAAUAGGUGGGUCCGAAAACUUCUACAGUGUCUUUGAAGGAGAACUAUCAGAAACAAUCCCCGUGGUCCAUGCCUCCAUAGCAGGUUGCAGGAUAAUUGGUAGAAUGUGUAUAGGAAACCGCCAUGGACUUCUUGUGCCCAACAACACAACUGAUCAGGAAUUGCAGCACAUACGGAAUUCUCUUCCAGACUCAGUCCGUAUCCAGAGGGUGGAAGAGCGACUGUCUGCACUUGGGAAUGUAAUUGCCUGUAACGACUAUGUGGCUCUAGUACACCCUGACCUUGACAGGGAGACAGAGGAAAUUUUGGCAGACAGCCUGAAGGUGGAGGUGUUUAGGCAGACGGUGGCAGAGCAGGUCCUUGUGGGUAGUUAUUGCACUUUCAGUAAUCAAGGAGGCCUUCUUCACCCCAAAACAUCCAUAGAAGACCAAGAUGAACUCUCAUCCCUUCUGCAAGUCCCUCUGGUUGCUGGUACUGUAAACCGAGGAAGUGAUGUAAUCGCUGCCGGCAUGGUGGUGAACGACUGGUCUGCCUUCUGCGGCCUGGACACCACAAGCACAGAACUGUCAGUUAUCGAGAGUGUGUUCCGAUUAAGUGAGACCCAGCCCAGUGCCAUAGCAACCACUAUGAGGGACUCGCUGAUUGACAGUCUUACAUAGAUUGCACAUGGUGGUGAAAUAUUUUAGAAACUUGGUUUAACACCGGACCAGGAUGUGGGCAUUGCUAUCAAGUGGAAUGUUUCGUCUCUUCCUGGACAAGUCUCUUAGGAGACAGGCAUACUCUGUACCAUAAAGAAACAUGUAAAAUAACUGUAUAAACUGGCAAUGUCGAACUACAUUUUUUUGUAAAAUAUGGCAGUCUGAUGUCAGAUUUUAACAAGUCUGCAGAACAAAAUGCAACUACAUGAAAUAUUUGCUGUUUAGCUGCAAAUUUAGUAUAUGAGAAUAUUUUGUUUCAUUGCUUAAAUGCAGUGCAAAAUCAAUAAAGCUUCACUUGGUCAACACGCA
Messenger RNA from Electrophorus electricus (electric eel), 1203 nucleotides. It is a transcript of the gene eif6, whose product is annotated as eukaryotic translation initiation factor 6. Gene Ontology annotation, molecular function: ribosome binding. The record is from RefSeq and is a predicted model, not a curated record. Lineage: Eukaryota; Metazoa; Chordata; Actinopteri; Gymnotiformes; Gymnotidae. Gene Ontology annotation, biological process: cytosolic ribosome assembly.